AGUCACAUACGAUCCUACGACGCGCAUCGCUGAACGCGGAAAGCUUGCGCGCAGUGCACGAACGAAACGAAAGCAAAAAAAAAUUAUUAAAAAAAAUAUAUUUGGGCAACAAAUUGCAGCAAUUGACAGAAUAAAAAACAGAAUUAAUUUUAACAUUUACAGUAACAAUUAAAGCUCACUAAAAAGCUACGCGCUACUAAAAGUCGCGUAAAAAAGCGUAAAAAUCCAACUAGCGGAGCUACAAUACAUGAGCGCCAUGAAAGACAAUAGACUCACCACGGCCGAUCGCCGUUUCCUGCGCAGUCUACUGACCGAUCUAAUCAUUUUCAUUGUGCUCGGCAUACCGAUCCUCAUAUGCGAGUUUGUGCUAGAACCUUUUCGUCGCGGCUUCUUCUGUGACGACGAGUCGAUACGUUAUCCUUUUCGUCCAAACACGAUAACCACAGUCCUCCUCGGUGUAAUUGUUGUGGCAGUGCCAGCGUUAAUAAUGCUUUUAGUCGAAUUAACGCUCUUCUAUCGUUGCGAUCGCAUACGCGAAACGGUGUUGCUGCUCGGCUACAAGGUGCCCGCCUGGCUGGUGGAAUUCGCGCAACAUGCGCUCUGCUUUACAUUCGGUGGUCUGCUAACGUUGGAGGCGACGGAGAUCGGCAAGUUCACAAUCGGACGGCUGCGUCCACAUUUCAUCAGCGUGUGUCAGCCACAGUUGAGUGACGGCAGCACUUGCGAGUCGCCACAGAAUCUGCAUCGCUACAUUGAGAAUUAUGUUUGCGUGGGCAGUGGCUAUACGUCGGAAGACGUGUGGCAGGCGCGUCUCUCCUUCCCCAGCGGUCAUUCGAGCUUGUGCUUCUUCGCGCUCACUUAUGUCGCCAUUUAUCUGCAGUAUAAGAUCACCUGGCGUGGUUCGAAAUUGACGCGGCAUUUUCUGCAGUUCACACUCGUAAUGUUGGCUUGGUUCACGGCGCUGUCGCGCAUCAUGGACAACUGGCAUCACUGGUCGGAUGUGUUGUGCGGCGGUGUGUUGGGUCUUGCAAUGGCCUUGAUUACCGCGCGUUAUAUAACAAAAGAGUUUAAGACCCCUAAAGCGUGCUUGCGUGUAGAGCUGCCGCGACAGGACACAUGCACGACGCUGAACGAGAUCAUACCGACGCCGCCACCGUACACGUUGGAACAUGGCGUGGAUGCCAGCAUGCCGUCGCUGCAACGGGCGAGCAAUGGCAGCGGCACGCAGAGCUUCAGCAAUGAGCAGUAUUGCUCAAAAGUGUGAUUUUUGGUGGCGGCAGUAGGGGAAGCGGAGUAAUUUUAUACUUGUGAUAGUUAUCAUAUAAGUGGUUGGAAUAUUGUGAAAUGCUGUUAACGUAAAGUGGGAAUUAUGCAGCAAGCAAAGAGUAAACAGCUACUUGAAAAAGUGUAACCAAAUGAAGUGUGAGUGGGAACAGUUUUUAAAAUUAAGCAGUAAUAUAAGCGUAUAAUACAUGUGUUACAAGUAUUUAGAAGUGAGAACAGUUUUGAAAAUGUUAUACAGCACGCACUUGCCAGUAAACAAUUAUGACUGGAGAGCUUUAAAUGUUAGCUUUUGUUAGACGUAAUUAUGUAUAUUUCGUGUUAAGCGGACUAUUAACUUUUUCAGUAUUUUACUAAAAUUAAGAGUAUUUCAAUGUCAUUUUGCAAAAAAGCGCUAACGGACAUGGUAGGAAAAGAAAACAAAGUGAAAGUGGGAGCAGUUUAAAAUAAAUGUAAAUCAGCUAAAUUUAAAAUGCGGCGCAUUAAUUAACAAUAAUUAACAGAGUAUUACUAUAUUAGUAUUAGUAUUAUUAUUAUUAUAACAAACUGGGAGCAGUUUGAAAUCAAUGUUAAGCACCCCAAUUUGACUUUUCUCGGGUUCAUGAACAAAAAAAGCUAAGUAGAAAAUAGUAUACUUUCACCAAUAUCGUACGAAACAAACUGGGAACAGUUUUAAGUAAUUGGAAAUCAGCAAAAUUGAAACAUAAACGUCUUAAUAUACAAGUAUUUGAAAGAAAGCUGCACCAAACAAACUGAGAACAGUUUUUUAACACUGAGAACAGUUAACCUUUCAUAACCAACCAUAACUUAAACACAAAAUACAUAAAAAUAGAUACGAAAACCAAAGAUCUUUUAAUUUUUAAGAAAAGAAUAUUGCAAAGUAAUUAUUUUUAAAAAAUUAUAAAAAAUAAACUGUAACACAGCGGUAUUAAGUAUGGUACCAAAAUAAAUUUUUAUUGCAAAACGCAAACCUAAGCAGAUUUUGAUGUCAUUUAUCUAAGCAUAAACAGAAAAACACUGAUUUCUCAGUUUUAUUAUUAAGUUACGAUGUAUUUGAAAACUUAUUCCUAAUUUCCGCCGCCACAGUAUAAAUUUGUGUGUACAUGUGCGCAUGUGUGUAUGAGCCAUAGCUUUAAUUGUAACUUUUUAAUGUAAAUUGCAAUUCAGUUUAAAUCAGCAGUUUUGUGGUUACUUAUAAAAUUACGUUUAAGUAAUUAUUUAAUAAUAAAGCGAACACAAUUGAUAUUUAA
This is a messenger RNA of Bactrocera latifrons, 2531 nucleotides long. Its product is annotated as putative phosphatidate phosphatase. The record is from RefSeq and is a predicted model, not a curated record. Gene Ontology annotation, biological process: phospholipid metabolic process; phospholipid dephosphorylation; signal transduction. The transcript has a single exon. NCBI's taxonomy places the organism in Eukaryota, Metazoa, Arthropoda, Insecta, Diptera, Tephritidae. Bases 248 to 1264 code for a protein of 338 amino acids. Gene Ontology annotation, molecular function: phosphatidate phosphatase activity.